Linnemannia hyalina is the source of this 1461-nucleotide messenger RNA. The record is from the annotation of a GenBank genome assembly. NCBI's taxonomy places the organism in Eukaryota, Fungi, Mortierellomycota, Mortierellomycetes, Mortierellales, Mortierellaceae.
AUGGGAAAGGCAGGAAAAGACCGCAAGCGAAGACGCCUCUUGGCAGAAGUCACCGCUACAAGCGUCGGAGCUCACCACCUGAAGGACAACCAGGAAAAUAUCGACUCUUCUGCCGAUACCUUGGAGCACUCAAAGACCUUUGGCGGUAUUGUCUCGGACGAGGAUAUGGCCACCACCCUCAGAACCCUCCUCGCCAUGGAGCAACACACCGACGUCUUCCGCUCAAAGUCCUGCAAGGCCCUUCGUGCUGUCGUCCAUCAGCUUCAGCACACCGCUACAGCCACCACUGGCACGGGACAAACGCCAAUCGGUCGUAUCUCUGAUGCUUUGGUUGACGGUCGUUGGAACGAUGCCAUGACGGCAUUGGAGGAGAUGCGGACAAAAGGACAGGUGCCCAAACUAGGUGCUCUUCAGAGAUGGGUCCGCGACUGCGACGCAGCUUCGGCCAAGAACGGAGAGUUUGGUGACCCUGUUGUCCUUCGGGUCCUGGACUCGAUGCUCCGCACCGUCGAUCCCUCGAUGGUGCCCCAAAAGCUGUCUGGAGAAGAGGAUGAGCAUCCUGUUCGUACUCACCCCAUGUGGCAGGCUUAUCCUCGGUUGGAGGAUAACGUGCAAAAGUAUGACGCUGCCCUGAACAACACCCUCUUCACCGAAGAAGAAGGAGAGCAUUACAGGUCUUCGUUCAAGAUCGUCGCCCAUACCAAAGGCCCCCUCCGCCGGACGCCCAAUGUGCACGAUUUCACACUCUAUCUCUCCAACCCAGGCACCAUCCGCCUUUGCUACCAAGACAACCUUUUGGCACAACCGCCCGUCGAGCGGAUCAACAUGCCCCAUGUCCCCGGCGCAUUCUUGCUUAAAGACGUCUUGACCCGCAAGGAGUGCCAUCAAAUGAUCUCUGCCGCAGAGGCUGUUGGUUUCACACCCGACGUUCCCAUGGUCGGCACUGCUUCCGAGUCCAUCUCGGUCCUGGCACACAACUUUUUCUGGAUGGCUGAUGACCAGCUGUUGGGACAUAUCUUUGACCGCUGCAAGCCCCACUUCCCAGAGACCAGCGGAGAUGGUCAUGGAGCUGUGGGACUCAACUCUAGGUGGAGGGUGUACCGCUAUGUUCCCGGAGCCAUCUACCGUCCACAUGUCGAUGGUCAAUGGCCUGGAAGUGGACUGAACCCUGUCACGGGCGAGUACAUGUAUGACGCCUACAACGGCACAAGAUGGUCUCGCUUGACCUUCUUGGUCUACCUGAACGACGAGUUCGAGGGCGGUGGAACCACCUUCUUCACACCCUCGGCAGAUGUUGGGUUCUUGGAUGCCAGGGCCAACUCUCCUCGGGCUGGAAGUGUCCUGGUCUUCCCCCACGGUGAGGCAAAGGGAAGUCUCCUCCAUGAGGGCUCGCCUGUCUUGAAGGGCGCCAAGUACAUCAUUCGAGCCGAUGUCCUCUACGAAGUCCCUGUCCGAUCGUAA